Messenger RNA from Symbiodinium natans, 783 nucleotides. Lineage: Eukaryota; Dinophyceae; Suessiales; Symbiodiniaceae. The record is from the annotation of a GenBank genome assembly.
AUGCUGGAAUCCGCCGGCCAGGGUUUUGAUGUAGCAAGAGACUUGGCGCUGUUGGCAUGGUCGUUGGCGAAGUUGGAGUUGGCCAGUCCGCGCUUGAUGUCGGCGGCUGCCGAUCAGAUCCUCAAGCAGAUCACGGCGCGGACUUGUGGCCCGCAGGCUGGGGCUCGCGGCCUGCAGCUUCUGCAGUCUGGCGGUUCCGGCGGUUCCCGUCCUUCCGAAUCUUCCGACAGGUUCGCACUCGAGACUCUCUUCGAGUCCGAUCAGCAGGAGCUCACCAAUGCAGCAUGGGCGCUUGCAGAAGUGCGCUACCGUAGUUCGCCCUUCACCGAAGCGAGGCGCACUUGGGUGCUGGCACCCUCGUCAUUUUGUAGCGGGUUGCAUCAUUCGUUGCUUUCCGAUGCUUUUCUGCCAAUUUUCUGGUCAUCUUUCAGCUCGGCCAUCCUCCUUGAGAGCACCGAUGUGCGCAUGAGCCCGGAGGAGGCCGCACGCGGCGGAUAUGCCAUGGCUUGGGCGCAGGCCUUCGAGGGGCAUGCAUGGCGCCCACCGCUGCAGCCACGUGCCUUCUGCGUCUGCAUCACAAAGACCCGCAGGACGAGGCCUGGAUACCCGUUGUCUGGCAAGAAAGGGGAGAGGGCGGAGAUCACAGGAGUGGCGGCACCAUGCGGCACCGAAUGGUGGAGCUGUGGCGCUGGAGGUAAUGCAGGGACCGAUGGGGCCGGGAACUUCGGAGCUGCAGCUGAAGAACCGCUGCAGCCACUUCGGCUUUCGAAGAUGGCGACUUAG